This is a messenger RNA of Triticum turgidum subsp. durum (durum wheat), 1509 nucleotides long. The record is from the annotation of a GenBank genome assembly. NCBI's taxonomy places the organism in Eukaryota, Viridiplantae, Streptophyta, Magnoliopsida, Poales, Poaceae.
AUGGAUCUACUCCUGCCACUCGUCUCGCUUCUUCUGAUUACUGGAGGAGGCAGUCAUCAUGUGAGCUUCGCCAAUGCGGCCACGGCGAACUCGGUGACGCCGAGGGCGUACUGGGAGGCGGUGCUUCCCGGAACUCCAAUGCCCCCAGCCGUCAGCGACCUGUUACUCCAACAAGAAGUGCGUGCCUCUCUAGAUGGUGUUGACCUCAAGUUUGUCAAAGGACUACGAAAAAUUGGACCAUAUUAUAAGAAACUCAAGUCAGAAGCUGAUCAAGGGGAAGACCAUAGUCAUGCUGCAUCACAAGCUGAACAUAAUUUCAAGGAGGUCUCUUUGUCGUAUGGAUCAAAAGAUGGAGACAAUUUAAAGGAGGUCUCUGUGUCAUAUGGGGCAAAAGUUGGAGAGAGACCUAAAAAAGUUUUGGUAUCUUAUGGGGUAGGUGACAAAGAUGUUCCAAAGAGAGACUUCGUGGCACAAGAAGGAGAUGUAAAGGAGGUUUCUCUGUCAUAUGUAUCAAAAGGUGGAAAUAAUUUAAAGGAAGUAUCUGUGUCAUAUGGAUCAAAAGAUAGAGAGAGUCUGGAAGAAGUCUCAGUAUCUUAUGGAAUAGAUGGAAAAUAUGUUCCAAAGAAAGACUUUGUGGCACAAGAAGAAGACCUAAAAGAAGUCUCAGUGUCAUAUGGGUUAGAUGAAGGAAAAAAUGAACAUAUUGAAGUCUUAAAUCAAGGUGAAGAUGAUCCACAUAGAGUUACAAUGUCAUAUAGGUCAGAACAAGAAGAUGAUCCCAAUAAAGCUACAAUGACAUAUAGGUCAGAACAAGAAGAAGAUCCACAUAAAGUUACACUGUCAUAUGGGUCAGAACAAGAAGAUGAUCCCAAUAAAGCUACAAUGACAUAUAGGUCAGAACAAGAUGAAGAAGAUCCACAUAAAGUUACAAUGUCAUAUGGGCUGGAACAAGAAGAUGAUCCCAAUAAAGCUACAAUGACAUAUAGGUCAGAACAACAAGAAGAAGAUCCACAUAAAGUUACAAUGUCAUACGGGUCAAACCAUGAAGAGCAUACAAAUAAACUUACAAUGACAUAUGGGUCAGAAGAUGAAGUGGAUCCAAAUAAAGCUACAAUGUCAUAUAGGUCGGAACAUGAAAAUGACCUAAAGACCGUUUCUACGGGGCAUAUGACACACAUAGAAGGAAAGCCGAGCCACCAUGUCCACUCUCAUAGCCACAAGACCAAAAGACACGCGGAUGUUUUCUUCUUCCACGACAUGCUGCGGCCAGGGUCAAUGAUCACCCCAACCAUCCCGCCGACCAACUCCAUCCCGACGCUUCUUCCCCGCCACGUCACAGUGGAGCCUGAAGCACCCGUUCUUUGCGCUGCACAAUGUCAAGCCAGGGGAUGUCGCUGUGUGCCACUUCCUCACCAAGCUAAGCGUCGUUUGGGUGCAGGCCGGCGAGCCCGGAAACGCACAUGCGGCGGCCCGGUAGGCUGGAAAACACGUGUGUGUCGGGAUGUGUGA